CGGGUGUAUCACAUAAUCCUCACCUAAGUAAGCCCUCCUAAGUAAACCCUUCGCGGACCCCCAUUGCUUUAACAAGUGGUUCUUCACUCAAUUGGGUAUAGUAAAUGAAACAGAAAUUGCAAAGCCUCUCCUAAGUAAGCCCUUGGUCAGAUCCAUCUAAGAAUGGCCGUCUCCACAGAUAGAGCUGUUGUGGAACUUCUUGAUAGCCGUAACUAUGUGGAUUGGAGUGUAUUGGUUAAAACUUACUUGUUGGCUCAAGACCUUUGGGAUGUAGUGGAAGAAGACGAAGAAGAAGAAGCUGAUGAUAAGUUCAAAGUUUCGAAGAAGAAGAAUGCCACGGCUUUACAUAAAAUCCAAAUUUCUUGCGGGCGGGAAGCUUUUUCCCUCAUUAGAAACACCACUUCAGCCAAACGCGCUUGGGAUACUUUGGCAGAAAAGUUCAAGCCAAAACCAGCUGUUGUGGAACUUCUUGAUAGCAGUAACUAUGUGGAUUGGAGUGUAUGGGUUAAAACAAACUUGUUGGCUCAAGACCUUUGGGAUGUAGUGGAAGAAGACGAAGAAGAAGAAGAAGAAGAAGCUGAUGAUAAGUUCAAAGCUUGGAGGGAGAAGAAUGCCACGGCUUUACAUAAAAUCCAAAUUUCUUGCGGGCGGGAAGCUUCUUCCCUCAUUAGAAACACCAGUUCAGCCAAACGCGCUUGGGAUACUUUGGCAGAAAAUGUAACUAAUGAGACACCCAAACGCGCUUGGGAUACUUUGGCAGAAAAGUUCAAGCCAAAACCAGAUGCUGCAAUUGCUGAUCCGUAUCAACCUUUCUUCACUGCUGUUAAGCUCGGUGAUUGGCGUAAAGCGAAGGAAUUUCUUACCCGAGAUCCCAAUGCAAUAAGAGCAACAUAUUCAACAGGAGGGACAGCUCUUCACAUUGCAACCAAGUUCGGACAUGAGCAUAUUGUGGAAGAGUUGGUUCAGUUGAUGACACCGGAAGACUUGGAAAUUGUGGAAGAUGGUAAUUGGACAGCUCUUCAUCUUGCUGCAAGAUUAAAUCUCAAAAUGGUUGAAUGCAUAGUUACAAAGAACAAGAAACUACUUGGCUUUGUUGAAGAGUCCGAGGGGCUGACACCAAUUCUCCUCGCUGCUAAGAAUGACCUAUGGGAUAUCGUUCGUUAUCUCUACUCCCUCACUCCGAUCCAAGACUUAAUGCCAGAUAAUGGCCCUUAUGGCGCUGGACUUGUUUGCAAUUGUUUCCAUGCCAAACAAUUUGGUAUACACAUACAACAUCCUCUUGCCAUCCCUGAUUUUCAUGUAAAUGUUGAAAAUCUAGAAGAGAAACUGGGCAACCAAAAUAUCAGUUUCUCAGUCUUCGGUUUCACGCAAGGGCCUUCUUCAAGCCUCCGCAAGCUUUUAGGGAUGCUAUCUCCAACAGAAAAACUUGAUCGUAUUUCCGGUGCAGCCUUGCAAAUGCAGAGAGAAAGACAAUGGUUCAAGGAGGUGGAAAGUGUUGUAGUUACGCCCUCGGGAGUGGGAGUUUUCAAUAAACAGGGUAUGACACCCCAUGAACUAUUUACCCAGAACCAUAAUAAAUUGAAGGAAGAAGGAGAAAAGUGGAUGAAAGAUACAGCAACUUCUUGUACAGUUGUAGGUGCUCUCACUAUUACUAUCAUGUUUGCUGCAGCCUUCACGGUUCCUGGUGGAAACAAUGGAGGAACAGGCUUUCCCUUGUUCUUAGAUGAAAAUAUGUUUAUGGUUUUUAUAGUUUCAGAUGCUAUAUCACUCUUUUCUUCCACAACUUCAGUGUUGAUGUUUUUGGGAAUCCUUACCUCACGAUAUGCAGAAGACGAUUUCCUCAAAUCCUUACCCACAAAGAUGAUAAUCGGCCUUUCAACACUCUUGAUCUCCAUCGCUUCCAUGAUGGUUGCCUUUUGUUCUGCUCUUUUCCUUAUGCUUCAUGAAAGACUAUGGAUUGUCAUUCCAAUCAUUUUCCUCGCCGGCGUUCCAGUCACCUUAUUUAUUUGGAUGCAAUUUCCCCUUCUUGUUGAGAUUUUCAUUUCUACAUAUGGAGGAGGGAUAUUUGACAAGAAAGUGAGACAUUGGAUAUAAAUUCUUGAUUGUAUAUGAAAACUUGUAUAACUUUGUAUGUAUUGUUCUUUAAUUUGGAAGAUAUUGUUGAAUAGGACAACCUUUACAUCUCUCCCCUCCCUUUCACCCGUCCC
Molecule: messenger RNA, 2207 nt
Organism: Prunus avium (sweet cherry)
Lineage: Eukaryota; Viridiplantae; Streptophyta; Magnoliopsida; Rosales; Rosaceae
Source: RefSeq, a predicted model, not a curated record